Messenger RNA from Nezara viridula (southern green stink bug), 531 nucleotides. The record is from the annotation of a GenBank genome assembly. Lineage: Eukaryota; Metazoa; Arthropoda; Insecta; Hemiptera; Pentatomidae.
AUGGAAGCGACCACAGACUAUAAGAAUAUGAUUAAAGACUUAUUCCAAGCUUUGGAACCUGAAGGAAGAGGCAAGGUUCAUAAGGAUAACCUAAAGAAGAACAUGAAACAAAUUUUGUCGGGAAAGAUGUUGACCGAUGAAGCUAUAGAUAAGAUGAUAGAGGUCAUGAGCCCGGACAAAGACGGUAUGAUAAGCAUAAAGAAUUAUUUAAAGCUGUUCUCGAUGCCCGAAUUCUCCGCCGAGGAAGCCGCUGCGACAAGGACGGUCUUGAAGAAGUGGCCGCAGCUACUAGAUGGGCUGAUGGACAGCAAAAGGAUGGCAGCGAUGAUAGGAUACGACAACCCGAAGAAAGUGGAGAAGAUAGUGAGCCAGCUCAAAGACUGCUACUUGGAGAACCUGGAUCGCAGGCUCAAGAAAGAACCGCCUAAGAGCAAGAAGGUAGUCCGGGAGAAGCAGGCCCAACUCUUGAGAGCAAUCGGUGAGAAAAUAGGGGUUGAGGAUAUUGGUGGAAUGAAGGAGGAGUCUCAAUGA